CGCUGGGAGAGCUGGAAGCAACGCUAUGGCUCUUGCUCUGUCCUUGCCCAUCACCACGCGCGACUCCUUUCUGCACCUCCAACCCUCGCGCACUAGUAAACAGUCCAACACCCACCGUCCUUCCCUCGGCACCUCCCCCUGCUCUCCUCUUCUCCUCUCCGCCAACACCCCAGCUUCCGGUCGUAGCAGAAGAAGGAAAGUGACGCGAAGCAAACGCUGCCUUCAUCCAUCGACUUAUGGCUUUGGGGACAAUGGGGGUUGGGUUUUAUCCAUUCAUUGGCAUGACUGCAUGGCAAGUGAUGUUGGUGUUGCUAAUCUGGAGGAGCAAGCUGAAGUUGAAGUUGCAGAAGGGUAUACGAUGACACAGUUCUGUGACAAAAUGAUCGAGUUCUUCAUGCAUGAGAAACCACAAACAAAGGAUUGGAGGAAGUUCUUGGUGUUCAGGGAUGAUUGGAAGAAGUAUAAGGAGAACUUCUUCAAUAGAUGUCAGGUGCGUGCGGACACCGAGGAUGAUCCAGUUAUGAAGCAGAAGUUGGUCGGACUUGCAAGGAAAAUGAAGAAAAUAGAUGAUGAAAUAGAGAAGCACAUGGAACUUCUGAUGGAGAUCCAGGAAAAUCCCCUGGACAUUGAUGCAGUUGUUGCAAGAAGGCGGAAGGAAUUCACCAGCGACUUUUUCCGUCACCUCAAUAUAUUACAAGAUGCACUUGAUAGCCUAAAUGACCAGGAUGGAAUAGCAAGGCUUGGAGCUAGAUGCUUGUCUGCAGUACGUGCAUAUGACAAUGCAAUUGAACAAUUGGAGACACUAGAUGUGGCUCAGUCAAAGUUUGAUGAUAUUCUAAAUUCCCCUUCCUUGGAUGAAGCAUGUGAAAAGAUUAAGAGGCUUGCCAAGUCAAAGGAACUUGACUCAUCCUUGAUUCUUCUGAUAUAUAGAUCUUGGGCAGCAGCAAAAGAAUCUACAAGUAUGAGGAGUGAGGUUAAAGACAUAAUGUAUCACAUAUAUAUGACAACAAAGAGAAGCCUCAAAAGCAUUGCACCACCUGAGAUAAAGCUACUCAAGUAUUUGUUGAACAUAACAGAUCCUGAAGAACGGUUUUCAGCACUUGCUACUGCUUUCUCUCCAGGGGACAACCAUGAUAACAAGGAUUCUAAUGCUCUGUACACAACUCCUAAGGAGCUGCAUAAGUGGAUUAAGACAAUGCUUGAUGCUUACCAUCUGAACAAAGAGGAGACUGACCUGAUGGAAGCAAGACGAAUGGGUGAUCCAGUGGUAAUCCAAAGACUUUUCAUUUUAAAGGAAACAAUUGAGGAAGAAUACAUGAAGCAACUUUCGGAGAAAGAAGACCAAGAAGCAAAAGAGUGAAACUUAUGUAUCUGUGUCUCCAUAUCAUUUCCAAAUCAACACAGGAUCUCAACCAAGAAAUAGCUCAAUAGUUAGUUUUGGCUUUGGUUUGUUGCCAAGUUGGAUAUUCCAAAUCCAGAAUAUGGCUCUAAAUGUUGCACAGCUCUUUUCUACUACGAAAGAAUGCAAGAGAAGUGAUGAUGGGGCGAUUGGUCAGAUGCUGCCACCCCGAUGAUAACUGUAGAGUUAAAUCCGAGAUGUUCGAGCAGAGAGCCUUAUCAGUUGACCUUCAGUCAGAAAUGAAAUAAUAGAUAGCUCACAUAUUUUGAUUUAUAUAAUCAAUCUUAUGUUUUGUGUGGUACAUUCAGUUUGUAGCAUUGAUGUGUAAGGUGAUAGUACUUGCGUUUUGAUUUUGAUAUUAACAGUCGUACAGUUUA
This is a messenger RNA of Musa acuminata subsp. malaccensis (wild Malaysian banana), 1776 nucleotides long. RefSeq lists its product as uncharacterized. Gene Ontology annotation, cellular component: chloroplast envelope; chloroplast thylakoid membrane. Lineage: Eukaryota; Viridiplantae; Streptophyta; Magnoliopsida; Zingiberales; Musaceae. The record is from RefSeq and is a predicted model, not a curated record.